AGCUAUUCACAGCUUCAUCUCCAGCUGUCACGCUUCGCGUCUUCCAUCUUCGACCAUCCCUCGUCCCACCCCUUCGCCGCAUACAACAACCGAUCCAAUAUGGCCACUUCACGGGAUGCCCGUGCUUCUACGCAGGAAGGCGGUAACAAAUCAGAUUCCAAGGAAACGCGUCUUCUCUGGAACCCCGAGAACGUUAGAGAUGUAGCUGAAUCAGUUGGCAUUUCUUCCCUUAGCGACGAGGCUCUGCGCACCCUAUCGCAAGAUGUCGAGUACCGCAUCGGACAAGUACUGGCCGAGGCCCUCCGAUUCAUGCGCCUUGGAAAGCGAACCUCUAUGACUGUCAAGGAUGUUUCCCUCGCGCUGCGAGUGCUGGACGUUGAGCCGCUUUACGGAUACGAUUCAACCAAAUCGUUGCGAUAUGGAGAGGCGACAAUGGGCCAACCAUUUUUCUACAUUGAUGAUGAAGAGGCCGACUUCGAGCGCGUCAUUAACGCAGCCUUGCCCAAGGUUUCUCGAGAUGCAAACUACACGAGUCACUGGCUAGCAAUAGAAGGCGUUCAACCGACCGUUCCACAGAAUCCUACAUCAUCAGAGGCACGAUCACAAGAUCUUCUACCCAAGGGACCUGGCGCCAACUCUGCUCUUGCGGCCUUAGCGGGACACGACAACCCCAAUUUCCGACCUGCUGUGAAGCAUGCUGUUUCACAAGAACAAAUUCUCUUCUUUGAAAAGGUUCAGGCUGCUUUGCUAGAUGACAGCCCCGAUCCAGAGGUUCAUCGACUCCGCCAAGCAGCUCUAGCCGCUGUCAUCGCUGAACCGGGCACACAUCAGCUCAUGCCUUACUACGUCAACUUCAUCUCUAAUCAGGUCACGCAUUACCUCGAUGAUCUAUUUAUCUUACGGCAAAUGAUGGAGUUGACGAAUGCUCUAAUCUCCAACGAACAUAUCUUCGUCGACCCAUACGCUAGUGCUCUAUGUGCACCCGUUUUGACAUGUCUGUUGGGACGACGGCUUGGCUCUGAGAAUGGAAGCGAUGCUGUCAAAGAACAAUACCAACUCCGCGAGGUUGCAGCCUCCCUGAUUGGACGGAUUGCUCAGAAAUACUCUGGUGCAAACAAAGUUCUGCGCCCGAAAUUGACUCGGUCCUGCCUCAAAGCCUUCCUGAACCCCAGCAUGCCAUCGCAAGUCUGGUACGGAGCUAUUCUAGGCAUUCUGGCGGCCGGCGGGCCCGAAGCUAUCAAGGUUCUUGUGUUACCGAAUCUGAAAGCGUUCGAUUCGACGAUGCUGCAGCCUUUGAAAGAGAAAGGCGAGGCAAGUCGUCUUGACUUUGAGAUGGUGAUUGGCGCCAUUAUGAAGACCGCCCAAGCACUGGCUAAUAACGACAUAAUAAUGGACGGCUCGAAUGGGGCUACCAAUGAUCGUGAAGCCAGCCAGAUCAAGGACUUCCUUGGCGACAUCAUUGGAGAGCGGAUCGUCCGACUCGCCAACCACAAAAUCAACCGAGAUGUGCUGGAUGCUAUGGACUUCCAGUAGACUUGGAAUUGCAGCGAGGCGCAGUUUAGAUAUGCGUUCUCUCCAUCAGAUAGGUGGCUAUAAGGAAGAUGGAGACUCGGAUGAAACACUGAAAUAAAAUAUGAGCAGAAGAGUGAAAGGGAGAAAGCGCGGAUGUUUAUGUCCACUUGAAGCCAAGAGAUGGGUGAGAGGCAUUUUGUAUGGCGUUUGGUCAAUACCCCCGGGUCAUAGGAAUGGCGUUCGAUCUUUAUUACGGGGCUUUUUUUCUUGGUGUCAAUAUGAAAAAGUUUAUUACGCAAGGGGAUUACAGGGUACGUGUAUUCUUUGGGUGAGGGGAUAAUAACCUCGUUUUGGAAUCGAUAUCAUAGCAGGGGAUAAAGGCUUGAGACAGGGAAUAUACAAU
Molecule: messenger RNA, 1915 nt
Organism: Xylaria bambusicola
Lineage: Eukaryota; Fungi; Ascomycota; Sordariomycetes; Xylariales; Xylariaceae
Product: TAF6-like protein
Exons: 2
Coding region: 100-1533 (477 amino acids)
Biological process (GO): RNA polymerase II preinitiation complex assembly; transcription initiation at RNA polymerase II promoter
Cellular component (GO): transcription factor TFIID complex; SLIK (SAGA-like) complex; SAGA complex
Molecular function (GO): protein heterodimerization activity; transcription coactivator activity; RNA polymerase II general transcription initiation factor activity
Source: RefSeq, a predicted model, not a curated record